Molecule: messenger RNA, 2521 nt
Organism: Cucurbita moschata (crookneck pumpkin)
Lineage: Eukaryota; Viridiplantae; Streptophyta; Magnoliopsida; Cucurbitales; Cucurbitaceae
Product: subtilisin-like protease SBT1.7
Exons: 1
Coding region: 11-2272 (753 amino acids)
Biological process (GO): proteolysis
Molecular function (GO): serine-type endopeptidase activity
Source: RefSeq, a predicted model, not a curated record
AUCCAAGAAGAUGAAGCUGCAAUGGUUCCUUCUGUUCUUGAUUUCAUUUGCAGAAGCACAGAGGGAGACUUACAUAAUUCACAUGGAUCGAACCGACAUGCCACGAGCCUUCGAUGAUCAUUUCCAGUGGUAUGAUUCUUCUUUGAAGUCGGUUUCUGAUUCAGCUCAAAUGCUUUAUUCCUACAAUACAGUGGUUCAUGGUUUCUCCACGAGAUUGACUGUGGAAGAAGCUAAGUUAAUAGAAAAGCAGGAAGGGAUUCUUGCUGUUAUACCUGAAGUGAAGUAUGAGCUCCAUACGACUCGGACGCCGGAGUUUCUUGGACUUGGGAAGAGUGUUUCGUUCUUCCCUGCAUCGGAGAAGGUUGGCGAAGUGAUUAUCGGAGUUCUCGACACUGGUGUAUGGCCUGAAUUGGAGAGCUUCAAUGAUGCAGGGCUUGGACCAGUGCCUCCGAGCUGGAAAGGGGAGUGUGAAGUGGGUAAGAACUUUAACUCGUCUAAUUGUAACAGGAAAUUGAUUGGAGCUAGAUACUUUUCGAGGGGCUACGAGGCAGCAUUUGGGGCGAUUGAUGAAUCCCAGGAGUCGAAAUCACCGAGGGACGACGAUGGUCAUGGAACUCAUACUUCAACGACUGCUGCUGGAUCCCCUGCAACCGGAGCUAGCCUCUUUGGGUUUGCUGCAGGGACUGCAAGAGGAAUGGCAGCAGAAGCUCGGGUUGCAACGUAUAAGGUAUGCUGGCUUGGAGGGUGUUUCGGUUCUGAUAUUUUAGCUGCAAUCGACAAGGCUGUUGAAGAUGGUGUCGAUGUUUUGUCUUUGUCGCUUGGUGGAUCAUCCCCUGAUUACUACAGAGACAAUGUUGCCAUUGGAGCCUUCUCUGCUGCGGCUCAGGGAGUUUUUGUGUCAUGUUCUGCUGGGAAUAGCGGCCCGUCAUCUGGUAGCUUGUCGAACGUUGCGCCAUGGAUAACCACAGUUGGCGCUGGGACUCUCGACAGAGACUUCCCGACAUACGUUACUCUUGGAAAUGGGAAGAAAUUCAUCGGGGAGUCGCUGUACAGUGGAAAGCCCUUGUCGGACUCUUUAAUACCAAUUGUAUAUGCAUCCGAAGCGAGUAAUUCAUCUAGUGGUAGCCUUUGCUUGACCAGUACUCUGAAUCCGGCGAAGGUGGCCGGAAAAAUAGUCGUCUGUGACAGAGGAGGGAACUCCCGCAUCCAGAAAGGGGUGGUGGUGAAAGACGCCGGUGGCGUCGGAAUGAUUCUAGCCAACACUGACACAUACGGAGAGGAACAAUUAGCCGAUGCACAUCUCCUGCCAACGGCGGCCGUUGGCCAAAAAGCCGGCGACGCAAUAAAGAACUACAUCUCCUCCAACGCGAAUCCAACAGCAACGAUCAGUAGCAGCACCACGAGAUUGGGAGUUAAACCGUCGCCGGUGGUGGCCGCAUUCAGUUCUCGAGGCCCUAAUUUCCUCACUCCACAGAUUCUCAAACCCGAUCUAAUAGCACCUGGAGUGAACAUUCUAGCCGGAUGGAUCGGUGGCGCCACUCCGGCCGGUUCAGACAGCGACAAGCCGCACGUGCCCUUCAACAUAAUCUCCGGCACAUCAAUGUCUUGCCCUCACAUCAGUGGAUUAGCUGCACUUCUGAAAGCUGCUCAUCCAGAUUGGAGCCCAGACGCUAUUAGAUCUGCCUUAAUGACCACAGCAUACUCAACAUACAAAAAUGGCGAAGCAAUUCAAGACGUAUCCAAGGGAUUACCGUCGACGCCGUUCGGUAUAGGAGCCGGACACGUGAAUCCAAUGGCUGCUCUCGAUCCCGGCCUUGUUUACGACACCACCACCAAUGACUACUUCGCCUUCCUUUGCGCCCUAAACUACACCUCACUUGCAAUCAAAGUAAUCACCAAGAAGGACUUCACCUGCAGUGGGAACAAGUACAGAUUGGAGGAUCUGAACUACCCAUCUUUUGCAGUUCCAUUGGAGACCCCUUCCAUCAGAGGAGACGAAAACGCUGCACCGACCACCAUAAAAUACAUAAGAACACUGACCAACAAAGGCACCCCAUCGACGUACAAGGCCUCUGUGACGUUGAAAAGUCCGUCAGUGAAGAUUGUCAUUGAGCCACAAACUCUGAGUUUUGCAGAGGCAAAUGAGCAAAAGAGUUAUACAGUGACUUUCAUUGCUUCUCCAAUGCCGUCGGGGACCGAGAGCUUUUCUCGUCUGGAAUGGUCAGACGGGAAACACAUAGUGGGUAGCCCCAUUGCUUUCACCUGGACAUAGACACAGAAGAAUCUCUGCAAAUCCAUUUCCAUGGAAGCUAAAACCUGUCGUCUCCUUAAUAACUUAUUAGCCUGUAUCCCUUCUCCAAGCCCUGCCAAUGUCUUGGCUUGUUCAUCUGUACCUUAUUUUAUUUUUAACCAUAUCAUCAUAUUCAUGAAAGAAAGAACACAAAGGUGGAGAAUUAUUGUACAGUGUUCUUGUUGAUUGGCUUUCUUUUUAAGUUUCUAACUUCAAUCAAGAUUUCUCCCA